ACACGAUCGUGUGCUGGGUGUUUGCGUGCCCGUAGACUUUAGUGCCCGGCGGUCUGUGCGGUUUGCCGUGUUAAAGCAUAAAGCUACCACAGCAUCUCCUGCGAAACACCCGGUGUGGUGUUGCGCAAGAUACGGUUUGCCCGCACCGUUAACUCCCGGGAGCAUUAGCGGGAACUGCAUUGGUGGGAAGGUCGCGUGCAGUAGAGUUCGUGCUGGUGCAGUUUUGAAGUUCAUUUUAUCAAAUGAUCGGUGGAAAGGCAUCAGCAGAAGCAUCCUAGAGAACGAGGCCGAUGAGCAUCUUCAACGCUUGUGACUUGCCGCGCUAAGUGAUCGAGAUCAGUGCGUCCUUGAUAAAACGCCACCAAUUUUAAGAAAAAUACACCCAACUCCAUCAUCCCCGGUUGCGCAAUCCUGCAGGCUCUUUCAAGGACCCGCAUCACCUUCCACGUUGGAGCGAAACGUGAUGUAAUCCGGACGCAGACAACCGCUCCAGACACAACACUUCCCAGAAGCCGGUAAAGCUGCUCGCAAAAAGAAUUAAAGAUACAUUACUUUCCUCAACCUUCCUUGCGGGGUUGACCGGUGUUCCGCCCACUACCCUUCCGCGCUCUCAAUCUGGUGGGCUUCUCGAUCGUUAAGGCAAUCAUUUAGCCUCGUGCCACGCCACUGCUGCAAACCACAUCAACGCACACGCAUGAUUCAUUGCGAUAAACGUCACCGCCCGAGAGACAACUAAUACACCACCAGAGCCGGGCGUGAGCGGUUGGUUGACGGUAAAUGUCAAUCAAUUCCGCGUGUGUAACCCAUUUCCCUGAGAAGUAUCGGCACACAUGCAGUUGAAUAAUCUUGCCACCUUGUGUUGCCUGUGCAGUGCCGUGCGCUGGCAAAGAUUGGCAAAUGCGUGUGGUGAAGCUAUCUCGCAAGCCGGAGUAAAUUGUCGUUUGGAGUAACACACGAACACAAAGUGACUUCCAAAAACAGAAAACAAAACAAAAAAAAAGCAAGCGUGCCAAAGUGCAAGUGUGAAAGUGCAUUUAGUGAAGACAGUAAAAGAAAAAACCACUUACUCCAUGUUGCAUGUUGCAAACGCACCCAAAUCGAUUAUGCAUUGAAUCAUCGCCAAAGCAAAUGCAUUUGCUGCGUCCUUAGUAGGCAGAGGGGCAAAUAAAUUCGCACAAUAAAACUUUAAUGUUUACCGCGAUUUUGGGUGAUAAAAAACCAUCAAAGUAGACAUCAGCGUUUUUUGAACGCUUUGCAGUGUUGUGCAGCGUGAGAGAGCGGUUAUUUGUUUCUGUCCGUGCUGCACGUGUGCAGAGAAGGAGCAACAACAUAAAAAAAAAUAGUACAACGACCCACCAGCACCAUGAGCUUUAACACCUUCAUGCAGAUGACAAACAGUUGGGAGGCAGCUCGGGCUUCACUAGGUUCCCUCUCUGGUAGCAGUAGUUCAACACAAUCCAACGCGCCAAAACACCCGCAGCAGCAACAUUCGAAACAAAAGCAACAAAUGUAUCUUCCAGCCUCCGGGCCUGCCGUACUGUCGUCCGGUGUCGUACCAGCAGUGCUACCAGCCGCCGCCACCGAACCCUAUGAUUAUUUCGAUACCACCGUCAAUGCCAAUGCCAUCGCCGAACGGACCAACAGCUUGCGACGGUUGCGAAGGGCCGGCUAUGCCAACCGCAGCUUUAUGUACCACGGCGAAUAUCCGCUCGGGGGUGGAGAUGACGGGUACGGUGAUGAUACCGGGGGCGGAAUGGGACGCUUGCCGUACUACGUCGAACCGACCUACCGUUCGCUCGAGUACGACCGAAGGCAACGGCGCCGGCACAGUGUGCAUCAGCUGGCCAACUUUAACCCUUCCUCGAAGCUGGACGAUCUGAGGCAGCGCUUUGACGAGUACAGCUCGUCGGCAGCAGUGCCUAGGGGUGCGUACUACGGCUAUUACACGCUCGAUCGCCACAAGAAACUAUCCCGCCAGAUGGCGACGAAUCCAUUGCCUCCGAUUACGUACGGAAAGGCCUUCUCCUUCGGACAGAGCGCACGGUACAGUGGGAGCCGAUCGCUGGAUCGUGUACUGGUGGAGGAAGAACGCGAACAGCGCAAGGGCCCGAAACGUGGUUCCCGCUCAUCGCAGGGUUCCACCGAUAGUAAUAACAGUACACAUAGUGCAUCAUCCGGGUCGCUACUGCUGACGGUAGCAAACCUUGAGAACUUUGCCAAAAUACAUCGUAAAUCGACUGCUGGUGGCGGUAGGGGUGGCGGUCAUCACUCCAAGCAAGAUGGAGCCGCUAGCAGCCGAACGCUUGAAAGAUACCUUUGCUCGACGCUCGAUCUGGUCCCACAUCCCCAUCCCGGUACGCUCGGGCGACGAUCGCGCUACAACAGCAACAUCCUGCUACCACAUCAGCCGAUCGACGACGAUGAUGAGCAGGAGGAGGACGAUCGUAACGUUCAUCCAGCCGAUCAUGCCGCGAUCGAUUACCGAAAGGAUGCGCAUCACAUUGGCAGUGGUGCUAUCGUACCGAUCGAUGAAAUUUCCAUCGACGAAGGUGAAGGUAGUGGCAAUGGGAGCGAACGGCAGCUACAACUGGCCGGUGUAGGACCGGCCGGAGGAGCUAGCCUCGUUUCGCCAUUCCGAUCGCUGAAGGGCAAAGAUCCGGACUCGGUGUCCAUUGCCAGCUCAACGCAUUUUACCAUGGUGAAUGGGAUCGGGGGGCCGCAACGGGUAAUCAAGACUGGCAUCUGCUCCAGUGGCCACCAGAUCACGAUACUGAUCGUCACGAUGAGCAUCAUCUUCAUGAUCGGUAUCUGUUCGGCAGUUUUCCUGCUCGAAAUGCGCGCUAGGGAAAUGCCAAAGUAAAGUUUGUUUCCACCGUCAGCCGACAGAAGAGUUGGGGAAAAUAUUACGAUUACCAUUACGAAGUACACUUAGCAAUCAAAAACUGAUGGAUUAAGCGCUAUCGCCCCGCAACACCGCGUUGCCAUAUGGAAAGUAGAAUAGUUAUUAUCUUUAAGACUUUUUAGAUAUUUUCUUCUC
Anopheles moucheti is the source of this 3037-nucleotide messenger RNA. RefSeq lists its product as uncharacterized. The coding region runs from base 1364 to 2860 and encodes 498 amino acids. The transcript is spliced from 4 exons. NCBI's taxonomy places the organism in Eukaryota, Metazoa, Arthropoda, Insecta, Diptera, Culicidae. The record is from RefSeq and is a predicted model, not a curated record.